UUGUGUACCUAUUAUAAAAAAUAAACAUCAUAAAACGGCAUUUGGCUUUAUCGGUACACGACGCGAUUUUAAUGCAUCAAGGAUCUCUCCAGCCUAAACUAUGAGCUUAUUCAAUAACCUGCUGUGGUUGGAGUUAAUCGUUUACACGACGCUCGCUUCAUCAGUGGCUUAUUGGUUUCACUGGCAAUGGAAACACAGACGCUUCUGCGAGUUGGCUGCAAAAUUACCCGGACCUAAGUCGUACCCGUUGAUCGGUACCGCUUCCAUGUACACGCCGACGUAUGACGGUACCGUAAAGAAAUUGAUAAGAAACGCCGUCCAAUACAAUUACGAACCAGUUGGCACAUGGAUUGGUCCAAUUUACUAUGUUAGCGUUGUCAAGCCGGAAGACAUACAAAUCGUGUUAAAUAAUUCAAAGGCCCUAGAAAAAGGUUACUUAUAUUCAUUCAUGAAAAGUUUAUUGGGCGAAGGUUUGUUAACCGCUCCAGUUGACAAAUGGCGUAAGCACCGCCGUGUGAUAGCGUACUCGUUUAAUAUAAAAUUUCUAGAGCAGUUGUACCCAGUGUUUAAUGAGAAACACAAAAAUCUCGUUAGAGAACUAAAAAGAAACGUGAAUUCGACAGAACCGUUCGACUUAUGGGAUUAUAUCAUCUCUACUACGUUUGAUACAAUCUGCCACGUUGCUAUGGACUAUCAAGUGAACGACAAGCGUAAGAAGCAUGAAUUUUUGAGCUUAUUAACCGUUAUCGCAGACGAACUGGUCAAAGCAGUGAAUAAACCGUGGUUGUAUGUGGACUCAAUUUUUACCAUGUAUAAGAGCUUUAGUGAUCUGGGCAAAAAUCUGAAAACCAUUAACAAGUUGCCUUUACAGUUGAUUGAGGAGAAGAAACUAGACUUCAAGUCAAAAAGAGAGGCGAUGAAAUCAUUCGAAGGUCAGGGUGAAAAUAAUGACGGGACCAUCAAAAUCCGAACGUUUUUAGAUUGUUUACUAUUGGCUAACGAGACUGAUCACGAUUUUACCGAAGCUGAUGUUCGAGAUGAAGUCAUAACAAUGUUGUUUGCGGGUAGCGACACCAAUGGCACCACCGAGUGUUUUUGUCUAUUAUUGUUAGCCAUACAUCAAGACGUCCAAAACGAAGUGUAUGACGAAAUUUACAACGUCGUGGGUGACAGUGACCGGGAAAUGACGCCUGACGACACUGCCAAACUCGUGUACUUGGAACAGGUGCUUAAGGAAACGCUUAGACUCUUUCCGAUCAUAUCUGUUUUCACCAGACAACUUCAAGACGACAUCAAACUCUCGCACUACGUACUGCCAAAGGGAACUAGCGUUACCAUAUCUCCUAUGGUAACUCAUCAUUGUCCGCUUUUGUAUCCCGACCCUUACGCAUUUAAUCCGGAUAACUUUAGCCCGGAAAAUGUAGCCAACCGUCACAAAUACAGUUACAUAGCGUUUAGUGGAGGGCCAAGGGGCUGCAUAGGAAUGAAAUAUGCCAUGAUGUCCAUGAAGUUACUGCUGGCCGAAGUCUUACGCAAUUUCAGUGUUCACACCGACAUUAAGCUAGCCGACGUAAAAGUGAAAAUCAGCGACGGAUUCACUAGGAAAGUCGGUGGUUAUCCCAUAACUAUCCGACACAGAGAUAAAAGGCCGUCUUACAUGCAGAAUACUACUUUUCUUAAAUCCUAGUACGUUGGUUUUAGAGUUUUAUUAAAACCCAUUGCCCGUUAUGAACCUAUAGCAAUUUAAAAGUAAUAUACGAGUAAAUGUAGUUGUUGUAUAUUCAAUAUUAACUAAUUGGUAAGAACAUAAUUAUUGUAUCUUAAAAUUAUUGUAAUAGUAAUUUAGUUUAUAAUUUCACAAUGACAAGAAAAAAAAUAAACUUUAAUGUUAGAAACUCAA
Adelges cooleyi (spruce gall adelgid) is the source of this 1900-nucleotide messenger RNA. RefSeq names its product cytochrome P450 4C1-like. The transcript is spliced from 13 exons. Bases 101 to 1687 code for a protein of 528 amino acids. NCBI's taxonomy places the organism in Eukaryota, Metazoa, Arthropoda, Insecta, Hemiptera, Adelgidae. The record is from RefSeq and is a predicted model, not a curated record. Gene Ontology annotation, molecular function: monooxygenase activity; oxidoreductase activity, acting on paired donors, with incorporation or reduction of molecular oxygen; heme binding.